GAACUUGAUUGAACAUGUCACAUUCCCACUGAUUCCUCGUACUGAAGCGGUGCUGCUCUGACCCAUUUUAGGAGUUGGUUCCGGCUUUCUGUUCCGUUUAUCACUCAGAAACAAAGUGAAAACCUUCCGAGGGGAGACCAGGAGCGGACCGGGUCUACCUGCCGUCCUCUCGCCUCGCUUCGUUCGCUGUCUGAGGCUCAGCGGAUCAUCCAGAGACACAGAAGCUGCUUCAUUUAGAAACCACUCGUUCUCUGGAGACCGCAGGGACAGAUUUCCCCUGAGCUGAAAGCCUCUCUGCUGUUGGACUGACGCCACGGCUCCUCGGAGUAACUAUCAGGGUGAGAGCUAGCCUCCGUUGGGUCGGUGUUUUCCCGGGUGAAGCCCCGGGGAUCUCCAGCGGCAUCGGCAGCGGCGGCCAUGGCUGCAGGACGGACAGCUGUCGGGCUGCUCUUCCUGGCGUGUUGGAGCUUCCACCGCGGAGCCUCCUUCAACCUGGAUGUGGAUAAACCCUUCGUGUACUCCGGACCAGAAAGAAGCUACUUUGGCUUUUCAGUGGACUUCUUUAAAUCCCCCACUAACCUAAAAUCUGACGUUCUCAUUGGAGCGCCUCGAGCCAACACGUCGUCCUCCAGCAGUGUGGUGGAGAGGGGAGCGGUGUACAGCUGUCCCUGGAGGAGCUCCUCCAACUGCCAGCAGCUGCAGUUUGACAACACAGAUGACAGGACUAAAGACGGCAAUCAGAUAGAGUUCAAGUCCAAGCAGUGGUUCGGUGCCUCAGUGCGAUCUGAUGGAGAACACAUCCUGGCCUGCGCUCCCCUCUACCAGUGGUCGACCUUCGGCUUCAGUGACCGGGAGCCUGUGGGAACAUGCUACCUGAAGAAGGGCGGGACAGUGGUGGAAUACUCACCCUGCAGAUCCAACUACCACACCCCAGAAGGCCAAGGUUUCUGCCAGGCUGGCUUUAGUGCAGACUUUGUUAAGAAAAACAAAAGAAGAGUGGUUGUGGGAGGACCAGGCAGCUUCUACUGGCAGGGCCAGUUGAUCUCAGAUGAGGUCUCUGAGAUUCUCGCCCGUUUCCAAAACGAAUACGUGACUCAGUACACAAACACACGUUCCACCAAAUCAGCUGGUGCCCAGUAUGACGACAGCUACCUCGGAUACUCUGUGACCGUCGGGGAUUUCAACGAGGAUGGAGAGGAAGAUUACGUGACUGGAGUACCCAGAGGGGACAAGGCACUGGGUUAUGUGAACAUCUUCAACGGGGCCAACAUGGAGUCCAUGAUUAACUUCACCGGCUCUCAGAUGGCCGCCUACUUUGGACAUUCAGUGGCUGCCUCCGAUGUUAAUGGUGAUGGUUUUGUUGAUUUGCUGGUUGGAGCUCCUCUCUUCAUGGACAGAGGCCCAGAUGGGAAACUGAGGGAAGUGGGACAGGUGUCCGUGUACCUCGGUAGAGGCGGCUUCUCGUUUCUUCAGCCUGAGCUGCUGACGGGAUCAGAGGUUUAUGCCAGAUACGGCUCUGCCAUCACAGCAGUGGGGGACCUGGACAAGGAUGGAUACAAUGAUGUGGCCAUCUCUGCUCCCUAUGGAGGCGCAGACAGAAACGGCUUGGUCUACAUCCAUAAUGGCAACGCGUUGGGGCUCAACGCUACAGCUUCUCAGGUCCUGAAGGGUAAGUGGGCGUCCAGCUACAUGCCUGCUAGCUUUGGAUAUUCCAUGACAGGAAAUACCGACAUCGAUCAAAAUGGAUAUCCAGAUUUAAUAGUUGGAGCAUUUGGAGCAGACAAAGCCAUUUUAUACAGAGCUCGUCCAGUAAUCAAUGUGAACGCUACUAUAGAAAUAACCCCCUCCAUCAUCAACUCAGAGGAAAAAUCCUGCACCAUUCCUGGUACCAGCACUGCUGUGUCAUGUUUUAAAGUGAAGUACUGUCUGGCUGCUGGCGGCGUUGGAGCUCCAUCCUCUCUGAGUUUUAGUGUGGACCUCACUCUGGAUCGCCUGAAGCAGAAGGAGGCAACCAAACGCACGCUCUUCCUGUUCAGUCAGAAGUUUCAGUACUCUAAAAAUACGACGGUGAUCAGCAACAAACUCGCCUGUGAGGAGCAGGACGUCUUUUUAAGGGAUGAUCGUGAGUUUCGGGAUAAGAUCACUCCCAUCUCCGUGGUGAUGGACUACAGUCUGGACUACCAGCUGGCUGCAGAUCAAACCGGACUGCUGCCCAUUAUCAAUAACCGGGUGCAGCAAAGCGUCAGCAGGCAGGCUCACAUUCUGCUGGAUUGUGGGGAUGACAACAUCUGUAAACCUGACCUCAGGCUGUCGGUGGAGAGCGACCGUGAACAGAUCUACAUCGGCGAUGACAACGCUCUGACCCUAAAGGUGACCGCUGAGAAUCAGGGCGAAGGGGCCUACGAGGCCGAGCUCUACGUCUACCCCCCUCAGCAGGCCGACUUUACCGGGGUUGUUCGCAGUCAGGCCCUCUCCAGGCUCUCCUGCGCCUACAAGAGGGAGAAUGAGACCAAGAUGGUGGUGUGUGACCUUGGAAACCCCAUGAAGGGAGGCACUAAGAUCGUAGCAGAUUUGAGGUUCAGUGUUCACCAGCUGUCAGAGGAGGAUACUUCAAUCAAGUUUGACCUUCAGAUAGUCAGCUCUAACCAGUUUCAAAACACAAGUCCUCGAGUCUCCAAGGUCACCCAACUGGCUAUCCUCUCCAAAGUCUCCAUCAGAGGGUCAUCGUCUCCCACUCAGGUCCUGCUGCCGAUCGCCAACUGGAAACCAAAGAACCCUCCGGUGGUUGGAGACGACAUCGGACCUCUGAUUGUACACGUUUAUGAGCUGCUGAACAACGGGCCCAGUACAUUCAGCAAGGCUUCACUGUACGUGGACUGGCCCUAUCGCUUUGGGAACGGCUCUCUGCUCUACAUCACCAACUUUGAGACGGAGGGACCCAUCAACUGCACCACAGACAUGGAGAUCAACCCACUCAAUGUCUCCAAUCCGUUGACGACAAAGAAAAACACAACUGUCGUUCCGCCAAGGGAACGAGAGACGGAGGGACGUAAUCCAGUUCGUGUGAGAAAGAGAGACUUGGAGGGCAGAGAAGCACAAAGUGACCUCCAGACACUGGACUGCGGCACAGCAGAAUGUUUGAGGCUGAGAUGUCAGGUCGGUCGUCUGGAGAGGACAAAGAACGCCAUACUGUUCAUCUACUCCCGACUCGACGUCAAUAACUUCCUGAGGGCUGAGAAUCAGAAUCGUUCUUAUUUGGUCCGUUCUACAGCCUCCUUUAAUGUCAUAGAGAUGCCAUAUAAGAAUCUGAAGACAGAGCUGCCGUCCAAUUCUACCACCGUCAGCGUGUCGGUGACAUGGGCUGACACCGCCCAACCAGUACCGGGCUGGGUGGUAGCUCUGGCCGUCCUCGCAGGACUGCUGCUGCUGGGGUUGCUCAUUUUCAUCAUGUACAAGUUGGGUUUCUUCAAGAGAGUACGCCCCCCCCAGGAGGACUGCACCGAGAAGGAGCAGCUCCAGCCGGAGGAGAACGGAAACACAGACGCUUAGAGGCCGAGAUGGAAAACAGAGAGAGAGAGAGUUUGGGAGAGAAGAAUUCAGGGUAAACCAGCCUCAGAGAGAAUCACUGUAAUGACUGUUUGAGGGGCAGAUAACGGUACUUGUUUGACUUCAACCCUUCUUUUGUUAUUUUAUAUUUUUCUUUUGUUGAAUCAUGUUGCAUUUGUGCCAAAAGAGAAGCUGAAAACACUGUUCAUAUAUGAAAUACUGGCUCAAGAUCAUUUCACCUCCACAUUAUGUGUGCAACCUGUAUCCACAACACUGUAGCACUUAUUUGAUUAUUCAGUGUUAAAACCUGUUGUGGUUGAGUUCCCUGCUCCAUCGCUGUGCUCCUUAAAUAUUUGAACUAUGUUUCAAAUAGUCCCAACGUUAUUUGUCCAAAGGCGUGAUGCUUUUUGGAGUGGAGCACACAGGGUUCAUCCCUCCAACACAUUUGCACAUUUCCUCUUUUUUUCCGUUUAGUAGCAAAAUUAAAUGGUUGAUGAGCUGUUUGGAUUGAUGGGUUAGUGGUUCUUUAGUGCAGAGCUGCUGAUGCAUCAAAAAUUUGUCAUUUUUCUGGGUUAUUAUGACUUAUGUGAGCUUAGUUCCAGCUGGAUAGUAAAGCCCAGAGUCAGUGGCUGGAUGGGAGGGAAACAACAGCAGGAAGAAGAAUAAAAGUAGAACCAGUGUGAAUAAUAGUAAGAGCCAGCGCUAACUUCCAUGUUUGAGUGGAGUCAUUUAAUUCAUUAGGACCAAGACCAGCAAUAAAAACAGCAAUAUGAAUACAAACAUUGGAGGUAUCUAAUUUAAGAGGCUUCAAUAUGAAUUAUUUUGUCAAAUAUCACAGCAAUAUUUUUCCUGUUACCUUUUCUGCUUUCUUUUGGUGAAAAGUUUCCAGGGUUUCCUCUCGUGUGUGUAAAUGCAUUUUUGUGCAAUCGGUGAUGGUGAUUACAAUAAUGGGUCCAGCUGUUUUUAGCGCAAUCGAGAAAGAGUUUUUAUUGCAGUUAAUCAAAGCGUUUUCCUUGACGUGUGCAACUGAUCAGUGGUUAAACCCUGAACCCCAGGAGCCUGCUGUGACUGGGCUUAGAGGCAAACCUCAGUAAAAAGAGGAAUUUAGUUAUUUUUAUGUGGAAAAAGUGUUCAGAACUGCAGAUGAGGAAAAACCUAAUUACCAAUUACCCUGUAGAUUAAAUGUUGAUGCGAUAACGGAGGAAAGUCGAUGCACUGCUCUAUAUCUGGGAGUUUAAUAAGAGUUUUGUUGUAUAAUAAAGAAAUAGCAUAAAAAUGUCCAACUAGGAGCAAAUCAGUACCUAUGAAGCUGUGGAUGAUAAGUAAAGUGAUUUAGUUAAACUUCAAUAAUAUAAAAAUAUAUAUGACCUUUUUAUCAUUAUAAAUCAUGCAGCCAAGAAGGGAAGCACAAAAUUGGCUUAAAAAAUAAAAUUUCUUAACUGAGCUUUUUGUAUGAUGAAAAUUGUGCAACAAAGAAACAGUCAUUUUUUUCUUUUUGAUAAGCCCAGAUUUAAUGCAAUAAUAAAUUGAUGACACUUAAAUAAACUCUUUAAAUAUGCAGCUGCUUCUCUAAUGAUUCCAUUGUGCAUCUAUUCCGCUUAAUACUACAAAAUAAAAGCAAUAAGUUUAAUUAUGGCAUUUACUAGUGCUCUGAUAAAACCAGCAGAUGUGAAAGUGUGUGGAAAAAUAUACAAUAAUCCAAACUUUUUAGACAGUUUGUUUGUUAGACACCCAUCUAAUGAACAGUGCAAUUUCAUUUUUAUGUCAAUAUUGACUUUCUUUAUCUCACUCAUUUAAUACAGAGGCCUCUGUCCAAGGUGCUGAACACAAUAAACACAAAAGGUAUAUUAAAUAAUCGGUAGGGUUUAUAGAUCAGAGAUAGAAUGUUUUGUUUUUUUUUACCCCAGCAGUGUUCUCACGUCGAGGGGUUUGAUCAGUGGUCAGUUGUUACUUUCCUGCCAUUUUCUGCACUGAGGCCUUUUUUUGUCCUUUUUUCUUAUUUUUUCCUCAGAUUUUAUACUGGUGAUUGGCAGCUUCACUAUUAGCAUAAAAACUCAGCCGGUUGCUAUUGUAUGUUUAAUGAGUCCAGCAAUGCUUGAGUGUGUGUGUGUGUUUGUAAUGUAUUUAAAAAAAAA
Molecule: messenger RNA, 5681 nt
Organism: Cyprinodon tularosa
Lineage: Eukaryota; Metazoa; Chordata; Actinopteri; Cyprinodontiformes; Cyprinodontidae
Gene: itgav
Product: integrin, alpha V
Exons: 32
Coding region: 418-3549 (1043 amino acids)
Biological process (GO): integrin-mediated signaling pathway; angiogenesis; cell adhesion mediated by integrin
Cellular component (GO): external side of plasma membrane; integrin complex
Molecular function (GO): integrin binding
Source: RefSeq, a predicted model, not a curated record